GACAGAACUGACACAGGAACACAAAAACCUUUUGGGCCCGUCAGAACCUCUGGAGAGUUGACAGGGGCGCAGAGUCCUUCCCACUUCCUGCCUGCUUCUUUCUGGCUGAUAUGUUAAGUAGCGGGCCUGCUUUCUGUCGGCCACUCGCGUCCUCCUUGGGUUUCAAUUCCAAACAUGGUGAUCCUUGUGGGGACUCCAUAUCGACGACACCCCACUCCCACUCCUCCUCCUCCUCCCGGCUUAACCGCCUCCCUCCAGCUGUUGUCUCCACAGUGCAGGCCGGCGAUUGAACUGAAAGAGUGGCCACCCGAGAUGGAAAAGUGGUCGCAUAAUGAGAUUGUUGUAGAACCGUGAGAAGACCCUGAAGAACUUUCCGAGGGAAUCGAUUUGGAUUGUUGACUUUCCCGUCUUUUCCUGACAUGAGUGUGGAGAACGCCAGUCUCCUAGAUGUCCUGUUUGCCGCCCCGGUUUGCGAUGGCUGGAGCAACAACACCGAGGGUGCCCUCUACCAUCUGGGCAACACCGUCCUGUUCCUGGGCUACAUGGGUGGCAGCGGGGCCUACGGGUGCCUCUUCAUCUUCGGCCUCCUGGCCCCUUCCUUCCUGUGCCUGACUGUGUGGGGCUGGUUGACGAUAUGCGGCCCCGACGCGGUCACCUGGAACCUUUUGCUGCUUCUGGCCUGCCUGUUCCAGAUCUGCCACCUGCUGUACCGCCUGCACCAGGAAGGCCUGCCCAACGAGGAGCUGGCCACCCUCUACCGGGUCGUCUACGUCCCGUUGGGGGUGCCCAUCCAGGUCUUCAAGGAGAUCGCAGGCGCCUUUGAGAACAAGGUGCUGGAAAUGAAGGCGGGCCAGACGUACGCGGUGGAGGGCAAGACGGCCAUCGAGAGGCUCUCCUUUCUGCUGUCUGGCAGGAUUAACGUAUCUCUGGAGGGUCAGUUCCUGCACUACAUCCACCCACACCAGUUCCUCGACUCACCCGAGUGGGAGUCCCUGAGGCCCAACGAGGACGGAAAGUUUCAGGUUACUCUGACGGCAGAGGAGGACUGCCGCUACGUGUCUUGGCGGCGCCGCCGCCUGUUGUCCCUCAUGUCCAAGGAACGUUACGUGUGCCGCCUGUUCGCCGUCAUGCUCGGCUACGACAUUGCCGAGAAGCUGUACAACCUCAACAACAAGCUGUACAUCAAGAGCGGCGUCCUGCUGGACAUCCGCCUUCCCAGCCUCUACCACGUCCUGGCCCCCUCGUCGCAGAGCAGCGAGGGCGAGCCCCCCGAGCGGGCCGACCGGCACCCCCGCCGGGAGUCGGAUCCCGACCGGGGACGCCGGGCCGAGAACCCCGUCGGGCGGUCGUGGCCGUCUGACCCGGAGCUGCCCUCUGGUGAGGACUCCACCAGCCUAGUCCUGGAGGACUUUGCCGACUUGGCGGGCUCCUUAACCGACUAUGGCAGUGAGAGGGAUUAUUUGAGGUAGAGGGGGUCGCGAGGGGUUCCGGAGCUAACACACUGGCUCACCCGCUUAAGAUACAUGGGGGGACGUGGCCGGAGGAGCAGCUCGCUUCCAGAGGAGCCGAGCGCCUCUUGCUCCCACCGACACUCCCAAACUCUGACCACACCAUUUUUUUCUUUUGACCUUUCACUAUUUGGACCACAGUUAUUUGUUUUUGUUUUGAGUCACACAUCACUUGUGCUCAUUUCAUGUUAUUUUGCUGAAAAACACAAACGAAAUUGCGUGCUUCCUCUGUACAUAAAAUGCAUUACUGUAGUCAACCAUUAGCAUUUCUUGUUGUUGUUCUUAAUAUUGAACAUCCACCAUUCUAAUGUGAAAUUGUCCAAUUGCAGUUGAUUUAUUACCACAGGGGGCCAACAUUUCUCCAUAAAGCUUCUGUGCAGAGUGCAGUGAAAAUGUUUCUUUCUGGAAUGAUUCAUGUACAGGCUAUUUUUAGCUGUUAUUUUUAAGCCUGUGUGUAAAAUGACAACAAUAAACACACUUGCUAACUUGGCCUCCUUCACUGUGUCUAUUUGCCUUUGGUUUAGUUACUCCUCUCAUAACAAUUGACGGAUCACCGUUCAUUGAUUUGAGUCAUAGCUAGAAUUUAGAAAUGACAAAAAAA
Molecule: messenger RNA, 2109 nt
Organism: Syngnathus acus (greater pipefish)
Lineage: Eukaryota; Metazoa; Chordata; Actinopteri; Syngnathiformes; Syngnathidae
Gene: popdc2
Product: popeye domain containing 2
Exons: 4
Coding region: 420-1469 (349 amino acids)
Cellular component (GO): sarcolemma
Molecular function (GO): cAMP binding
Source: RefSeq, a predicted model, not a curated record